AUGACCAUCGACCUGCAGCUUCCGCCGCCGUGCCCGUGCACUGCCCUGCCGCCGGGCUUCCGCUUCCACCCCACAGACGAGGAGCUCCUCCUCCACUACCUCCGCAAGCGCGCCGACGCGGCCCCCUGCCCGGCCCCGGUGAUCGCCGAGGUCGACAUCUACAAGUUCAACCCGUGGGAGCUGCCGGCCAUGGCGGUGUUCGGCGAGGCCGAGUGGUACUUCUUUAGCCCCCGCGACCGCAAGUACCCCAACGGCAUCCGUCCCAACCGUGCGGCCGGCUCCGGCUACUGGAAGGCCACCGGCACCGACAAGCCCAUCUCCGACGCCGGCCAGAUGCUCGGCGUCAAGAAGGCGCUCGUCUUCUACCGUGGGCGCCCUCCCAAGGGCACCAAGACAAGCUGGGUCAUGCACGAGUACCGCCUCGCCGACGCCAUGAUCAACACCUACAGGCCCUCCAAGCAGCUGCAGGCCGCCUCGUCAAGCUCCAGCAGCAGCAUGAGGCUGGACGAGUGGGUGCUGUGCAGAAUCUACAAGAAGGCCAGCCAGCAGCUGCACUACAUGUCGCCGUCCAUGGACGACGACGACCAACAGGGCCAGCCCCAGGCUGAGGCUGAUCACCACCGCCAGGACGACCAACACAACUUCCGGAUGCCAAGGCCUCCAUCCAUCUCCGACUACCUCGUCGACUUCUCGGCCGUGUCGGAGCUGUUCGCCGACAAUAACCUCCCGGCAUCGGAUCACACGACGGCAUCUCUGCAGCUGGGAUCGAUGGCCGUGGAACAAGGCAGCAGGAACAAGAAGCAGAAAACAAUGGAGGAUUAUUCCAGUACAGCUGAGAUGACGAUGAUGCUGCAGGCGCCCAAUAACCAGACCGCCAACUUGUCAUCCAUAUUUGAGCCCGCACCUGCAGGCCAUCAGCAGCUCAUGCCUUCUCAGUCUCAGGAUGACAGAUCAAUAUGGCCCUCGACUAUAGGUUAG
Oryza brachyantha (malo sina) is the source of this 978-nucleotide messenger RNA. RefSeq names its product NAC domain-containing protein 2-like. NCBI's taxonomy places the organism in Eukaryota, Viridiplantae, Streptophyta, Magnoliopsida, Poales, Poaceae. The transcript has 2 exons. Bases 1 to 978 code for a protein of 325 amino acids. Gene Ontology annotation, molecular function: DNA binding. Gene Ontology annotation, biological process: regulation of DNA-templated transcription. The record is from RefSeq and is a predicted model, not a curated record.